This is a messenger RNA of Aphanomyces astaci, 1145 nucleotides long. RefSeq lists its product as hypothetical. The record is from RefSeq and is a predicted model, not a curated record. Bases 1 to 969 code for a protein of 322 amino acids. The transcript has a single exon. Gene Ontology annotation, molecular function: oxidoreductase activity. NCBI's taxonomy places the organism in Eukaryota, Oomycota, Saprolegniomycetes, Saprolegniales, Verrucalvaceae.
AUGUGCACUACCCCUGGCUCUGCUUCUUGUCCGAAAUGCACCCCUCGCGGCAACUGGGCUAAAACAGCCAUGGUUUCAGACAUGGGGAUUGCCAACAUUCGCCAAAGCGUGUUGGGGGGCUCCAACAUCCUAACCGUGUCGCGCAACAUUGAAAGCUCCCCCCACAAUAUCCUCCACAACACGCUGAACGGUCCGAUGGCCAACGCCCAGAUCUCCCCCAUGGACCCCAUCUUUUUCAUGCACCACAAUACGAUCGACUUGCUGCAUACCAUCUACUACCACUGCAAAGUCGAGCCGGCCAACUUGAGCGACUUGCAGCAGCAAAACGACGCCCGGUCGUUCCAGGGCUGCUCCACCAGCAACGGCGAAACCGUCGGGCCGACGUCCUCCCUUCGCAUGCGACUUGUCGUUUCGGGCCAAACGAUUGAAGUGGCCAACGACCCGCUUAUUGGGUCGUUCUUCAAGGACUUGCCCACGCAGUACUACAAACUCACGGAUACCCGUCAAUUGGGCUACUCGUUUGUUGUGAAGGGACUGCUGGGGGACAUGUACACCACAUGCGGAAGCAGUAGUAGCUCCACCCGUGGCAUCGAGAGCGUUCGAGAAGUGCGUCAUGCCAACGUGACCAUUGACCACGUCGUCGAGCCAGUCGUGUUGGCUGAAAACAAAAAAGUGCUGGCGUUCGAAGACGCCGUCCUCGCCCAAGCCGACAGCCAGGGACUGACCACGGACGAAGCGUACUUGGAGGUGCAAAAGAUGAACUUGUUGCUGCAGGAAAACUGCCUGCCGGGGUCCGUCGCGGACUUUACGCCAGAGUUCAAAGCCGAGUGGCACAUCACAGGAUCGUCCAAGUCGUUUGCCCUGUUGCAGGACAUCAAAAGUGGGGCCAAUCCCGUCCGCAUCGAGCACUGGCAAGAUAUCCUCGCCCAGUACUUCCACUGCCGCGGCGAUGUCAAGGAAGUUGCGUAGAAUGAUGACCAAGGAAGUGUACUUGGAUUCUCAAUUUGAUUUGCAUGAAACGUUUUGUUUGUGGUUAGCUAAUCAUGACUCGACCCCGCCCACGAACUGUAUGUUACUUCAGCUUAGAAACCCAUAUAUAUAUAAUAUACAUGUAAUGCCUAUUCUCAGGGCUAUUUUGCAUCGCC